AUGAGCAUUGUCUCUUGGCCUCCAAAGGCUAUCUCUGCUUACAAGAAAUGCUCAAAAAAGUGGAAAAUGCUGUUCGCCCUUCAUAGGAGUGAUGAUAUGAGAGUGAUGAUUCAUACCCAUGUACUGCAUUGCCCAAGUCUGCACCGUACAAUUUUAUCAGACAUGGAUAAUGGAAAUUGCUACUUUGCUCUGAUUACCUCUUGUCCUCUUGGUCGUGCAGGUCAAGACAUUGACGUAGUCUUCGGUCAGCAGCCAACUACCAUCAACUUUGACAGCCACCUAAAGAUGCGACAGUUUUCGCUCGGGACAGCGCUUUUGCUAGGAAGCUCUUUGUUUUCAACCAGCACCGCGUAUGACCUAAUCCGCAAGAGGCAAGCGGCGAAUGCAACCUACAAAGAUGCCUCCGCCUCCGUUGAUGACCGCGUCUCCGAUCUCCUGUCACGCAUGACGAUCGAGGAGAAGACAUCUCAACUUAUUCAAGGCGAUCUCAUCAACUGGAUUAACUCCACUACGAAUGCAUUCAACAGCACUGGGUUAGAAUGGAAUUUCAGGGUCCGUGCAGGUCAAUUCUACGUUGGUCAUGCCAUGCCACCAGAAUGGAUCAGUGCUGGGAUAAAAACGGCCCAGGAAUACAUCAUGCACAACACAACACUAGGCAUCCCAGCUCUGACACAGACCGAGGGCAUUCACGGUUUGCUUGUUGGCAAUGCUACGAUAUUCAACAGCCCAAUCGCAAUGGCCUGCUCUUGGAACCCGGAACUUAUCUACGACAUGGCUGUCGCUAUUGCGAAAGAGUCGCAAGCCCUGGGGAUUAACCAAUUAUUUGCACCUGUAGUGGAUCUUGCCCGUGAGUUACGCUUUGGUAGAGUUGAGGAAACAUAUGGCGAGGAUCCCUUCCUAGCAGGAGAACUGGGUUACCAAUACGUCAAAGCAGUUCAGAGUCUCAACGUAAGCGCGACAGUGAAGCACUUUGCUGGCUUCAGUAUGCCUGAACAAGGACUGAAUACCGGACCUGUCCAUGGUGGGGAACGUGAAAUGCGCACAACCUGGCUACCCCCCUUCAAGCGCUCAAUCAUCGAUGCCGGUGCAUGGAACGUCAUGGGCGCUUACCACUCCUAUGAUGGAAUACCUUCUAUCGCGGAUGGCCAUAUUCAAGAGACUAUUCUCCGCGAAGAAUGGGGCUACAAGUACUGGGUGACAUCAGAUGCUGGAGCUACAGAUCGUCUCUGCUGCACGUUCAAGCUUUGUCAAUGCAAGACUGCCGACAAGCCGAUUGACAAAGAAGCGGUGACUCUCAUGGCUUUGCCAAACGGUAAUGACGUUGAGAUGGGAGGAGGAUCCUAUAACUUCGAAAUGAUUCCCAAGUUAGUCGAGGAAGGUAAGCUCGACAUUGAAGUCGUAGACAGAGCUGUCUCAAGACAACUGAGAGCAAAAUUCGAGAUGGGUCUUUUCGAGAACCCGUACCUAGGUAUCUCGGAGAAUGCAACGUCUUCCAUUAUACAUACCCCCGAGAAUGUCGCUCUAGCACGAGAGUUGGAGGCUGAAUCGAUUGUUCUGCUCGAGAACAAGAACGCCAUUUUACCAUUGUCAAAGUCCGCCAACAUCGCCGUUAUUGGACCAAUGGCGAACAUUACUAAUCUCGGCGAUUAUGUUGUUUAUCGCUCCCAGUACAACCCUACGAAUGUCACACCUCUCCAGGGUCUCCAGAAUGCGACAAGUGGGACAGUAACGUAUGCGCAAGGAUGCGAACGCUGGUCGAACGAUCAGUCUGGCUUUGGGGCUGCCAUUUCCGCUGCCGAGGGCGCAGACGUUGCCGUUGUAAUUGUCGGUACUUGGUCGCGCGACCAGAACGAGCUCUGGCAAGGUCUGAAUGCAACAACAGGCGAGCACGUCGAUGUUGCUUCCCUGAACCUGGUUGGUGCUAUGGGUCCCCUUGUGCAAGCGAUUAUCGACACCGGGAAACCCACAGUCGUCGUAUAUUCCUCCGGAAAGCCCAUCACCGAACCUUGGAUCUCGGAGAACGCGGCUGCACUUGUCCAGCAGUUCUACCCUGGCGAGCAAGGCGGCAACGCCUUGGCCGAUGUUCUCUACGGCAAUGUGAAUCCCUCUGGCAAGCUCUCGGUCUCAUUCCCACACGAUGUUGGUACGCUACCGGUGUACUAUGACUACCUGAACUCUGGCCGAUACACCAGUCCGGGUGCCAUUCUUCCCAAUGGCACUCUACAGUUCGGCCAUCAAUAUGUUCUUCAUACGCCUCAGCCACUUUAUGAGUUUGGCUACGGUCUCUCCUAUGCGAACUUCACUUACUCCAAUGUUACCCUCUCGAAGACCGAAGUUACUGCCGAUGAGAAGAUCACUGCCAGUGUGAGCAUUACCAACGAGUCGGGCAUGGAUGGCAAAGAAGUUGUACAAUUUUAUGUGCAGGACGUGAUUGCCAGUAUAGUUGUACCGAACAAGGAGCUCAAAGGCUUCAAGAAGGUCAUGGUAAAGGCGGGUGAAACGGUGGAUGUGAGCGUGGAGCUCGAUGUAGCACAAUGGGGCUUGUGGGAUAGAAAGAUGAAGUAUGUGGUUGAGAAGGGGGAGUUUGUUGUCCAUGCCGGUGCUAGUUCUAGCGACCUAAGGGCGAACGGCACAGUUACGGUCGUUUAA
This is a messenger RNA of Plenodomus lingam JN3, 2649 nucleotides long. RefSeq lists its product as uncharacterized. Gene Ontology annotation, molecular function: beta-glucosidase activity. The record is from RefSeq and is a predicted model, not a curated record. Gene Ontology annotation, biological process: glucan catabolic process. Lineage: Eukaryota; Fungi; Ascomycota; Dothideomycetes; Pleosporales; Leptosphaeriaceae.